AUGUCUUCAUCCGGCACGUCAGCGCACCCAGACCAGAUUCUCACGUCAUGUGUCGCACUACAAGAACACUUGUCUAAGCUAGAGGCCGACGCGAGGAAGACAUUGGCGCAGUGGGAGGAGCGGAGGCAGAAGGAGGAUCUUGCGGAGAAGAGAAGAGUUGCGCCGGGCUGGUUAGAUAGUGGUGUACAUAUACUGAAGCCAGAGGAGAGUGGCGGAGGAGCGAAGAAGGAAGACCAAGCGCCGGUGCAGAAUCUCAUGGAUCUAGAUCCGCAAGCGGAGAGCAAGGCUAAAGAAGGCGAGGAAUUGGAUAGGGUGUUUGGUGGACUCCAAGUUUAG
Messenger RNA from Alternaria arborescens, 336 nucleotides. RefSeq lists its product as hypothetical. The coding region runs from base 1 to 336 and encodes 111 amino acids. The record is from RefSeq and is a predicted model, not a curated record. The transcript has a single exon. NCBI's taxonomy places the organism in Eukaryota, Fungi, Ascomycota, Dothideomycetes, Pleosporales, Pleosporaceae.